CUUGCUCCAAAAAGAAAAGCCCACAUCAUAGCUCUAUAAAACUAAGUCAAAAGAAUGCUUACAGAAAAGAAAGCACAAUAAUAGUGUCAAUGGAAACAAAAUUUGUGUCCCUCCAUGGCUGCUGCUUUCUAAUGAGCCUCCUGUUUCUUGUUGCUUCAACGCCGAUUAGAGAGGUAUGCAAUGGUUCGAUAGCAGAGUGUAAUGAAGGGUAUGAAGUGCUGAUGGAGUCGGAGAUUUCUCGAAGGUUUCUUGAAGGAAAGAAGUAUAUAUCACCAGGUGCCUUAAAGAGAGACCAACCAGUCUGCAAUGGUGGUGCCGGUGGUGAAGCUUAUAGUAAGAGUGGGUGUCUUCCUCCCUCAUCUAAUUCUUACAACCGUGGUUGCUCCAACUAUUAUCGUUGUAGAGACUGACUUAAAAUUAUAUCUAUGCUAGCUACUCCCUCCUUAUUCUUCUUCUCUCUUUGUACCCUUUCAAGCUUCAAAUAUAAAACUAAAUCGAGUUGUAUUUACUAAGAUGAUCGAAAGCAGUUGAUUUCAAGCUGUAAUUCUGAUGGCAUGUAUCCUUAUCUUUGUAUUAAUUGAAGCAUUUUCCUUA
Tripterygium wilfordii is the source of this 594-nucleotide messenger RNA. Its product is annotated as protein RALF-like 32. The transcript has a single exon. Lineage: Eukaryota; Viridiplantae; Streptophyta; Magnoliopsida; Celastrales; Celastraceae. The record is from RefSeq and is a predicted model, not a curated record. Bases 90 to 410 code for a protein of 106 amino acids.